Populus nigra (black poplar) is the source of this 3556-nucleotide messenger RNA. RefSeq names its product probable LRR receptor-like serine/threonine-protein kinase At1g12460. The record is from RefSeq and is a predicted model, not a curated record. Lineage: Eukaryota; Viridiplantae; Streptophyta; Magnoliopsida; Malpighiales; Salicaceae. Bases 535 to 3321 code for a protein of 928 amino acids. Gene Ontology annotation, cellular component: plasma membrane. The transcript has 2 exons. Gene Ontology annotation, biological process: protein phosphorylation. Gene Ontology annotation, molecular function: protein binding; ATP binding; protein kinase activity.
CACAGAAGCUACAAGGUCAUGGCCUAGGAUUAGUGACUGAACAAGACAGAUUUCUUUCUUUCUUUCUUUCUUUUAUAGCAAUCCAUAAAAAAUGAGUGCUCUUUUUUUAUUUUUUUUUUUUUUUUAAAGCAUGAUUAUGUGUUAAGGACUAGAGAUAGUGAGAACGAAAUGGACAUGCACGUGGUUCUUCUUCAAGUUGGUGUCAGCUAUACAUACACCAUGCUAGAGAGAGAGAGAUGGGGGCUUUUUAAAGCAGAGAAAGAGGGAGUAUUAAAUUGGCUCACCUGCUUCCUUUCCAGCCAAGGCACUGUCAGUGUGAGUCCACCACUAUUUCUUCACCAUUUUUAUUGCUUCACUUCCCAUGCCUCAUCAAUUUCAUGUUUUUACACAAACCUCACCAAAGUGAAACUCCCUAGAUCUUUUUUUUUUGUUCCAUAAACAAAUUGGGUUGUUUAGCAAUUGUGCUCGCCAAUUUAAGUGCUUUCUUUAAUUUCAGUGAUACCAGAAGUUGAAAAAUGCGUCCUUUACUUAGUCAUGAUUGUGCUCUUGUGUUUCUCAAUGCGAGUGCUGCAAGAAUACCCCGAUCCUGUUUCAAUUGGAUCCACCAUCAAUAAUGCCAAAGGGCUAGAUCUAUUUAUCAACAUUUAUUCAGUGAGCAUGAGAAGAUUGUAUCGAUUGUGUCUUUCCCAUGCUCUUUUGCUAUUAAUUUCUCUCUUCCUUGGAUUCGCUGCCACCACAGUUUCACCAGCUACUGAGAAGGAGAUCUUGCUGCAAUUCAAGGGUAACAUCAGUAAUGACCCUUACAACAGCUUGGCUAAUUGGGUCCCAAGUAGCAAUCCUUGUAACUACAAUGGCGUGUUCUGCAACCCUCUUGGUUUUGUAGAGAGAAUUGUUUUGUGGAACACAAGCUUAUCUGGGGUUUUGUCACCAGCAUUAUCAGGUUUGAGAUCUUUAAGAAUUUUGACAUUUUUUGGCAAUCAAUUUACAGGCAAUAUCCCUCAAGAAUAUGCCGAAUUAAGCACUUUGUGGAAGAUAAAUCUGAGUUCUAAUGCCUUAUCUGGGUCAAUACCAGAAUUCAUUGGUGAUUUGCAAAGGAUUAGAUUUCUUGAUUUGUCAAGGAAUGGUUACACUGGGGAGAUUCCAUUUGCUUUGUUCAAGUUUUGUUACAAGACCAAGUUUGUUUCUAUUGCUCAUAAUAGUCUCUCUGGUCCCGUCCCUGCUUCAAUUGCAAAUUGUACUAAUCUUGAAGGGUUUGAUUUCUCUUUCAAUAAUCUUAGUGGUCAAUUGCCUUCUGGGAUUUGUGAUGUUCCUGUAUUAGAGUACAUGUCUCUGAGGAGCAAUGUGCUAACCGGGAGUGUGCUUGAAGAGAUUUCAAAUUGCCAAAGAUUGAGUUUUUUGGAUCUUGGCAGCAAUAUGUUUACUGGGCUGGCUCCAUUUGGAAUUCUUGGAUUGCAAAACUUGAGCUACUUCAAUUUAUCACAUAAUGGGUUUCAAGGGGGGAUUCCAGAGGUGAGAACUUGCAGUGAAAGUCUAAAAUUCUUUGAUGCUUCAAGUAAUGAACUGGAAGGUGAAAUCCCUUUGGGCAUUACAAACUGCAAAAGCCUUGAAUUUAUCGACUUGGGAUUUAAUAGGCUGAAUGGGAGUAUCCCAGUUGGGAUCGCUAAUUUGGAGAGGCUUUUGGUUUUUAAAUUGGGCAACAAUUCAAUAAAGGGGACAAUCCCUAGAGAAUUUGGAAGCAUUGAGUGGCUGCUCCUUCUGGAUUUGCACAACCUCAAUCUUGCUGGUGAAAUUCCUAAAGAUAUCAGCAACUGCAGAUUUCUUCGUGAGCUGGAUGUUUCUGGAAAUGCAUUAGAUGGAGAAAUUCCCAACACCCUUGACAAUUUGACGUCUCUAGAAGUCCUUGAUUUACAUAGAAACCAGCUUGAUGGUGGCAUACCGGAGACUCUAGGAAGCCUAUCAAACCUCAAACUUCUUGACUUGUCACAAAACAACCUUUCUGGGAACAUUCCAUUUUCUCUUGGAAAUUUGGCCAACUUAAAAUUUUUCAAUGUCUCCUCCAACAACCUUUCAGGUCCCAUUCCUUCAAUACCAAAAAUCCAGGCUUUUGGCGCAGCUGCAUUUCUUAACAAUUCUAGGCUCUGUGGGACACCUUUGGAUAUCUCUUGCUCAGGAGGUGGCAAUGGCACAGGUAACAAAUCGAAGAAAAACAAGGUGCUCAGCAACUCUGUUAUUGUGGCAAUUGUUGCUGCCGCACUGAUCCUUACUGGGGUUUGUGUGGUAUCAAUCAUGAACAUCAGGGCACGCAGCAGGAAAAAAGACGAUGUGACAACUGUAGUUGAGAGUACUCCAUUGGGUUCAACAGAUUCAAAUGUUAUAAUUGGGAAGCUGGUUCUGUUCAGCAAGACUUUGCCAUCAAAGUACGAAGAUUGGGAGGCUGGAACCAAAGCUUUGCUAGACAAGGAAUGUUUAAUCGGUGGUGGAUCAAUUGGAACAGUCUACAGAACUACUUUUGAAGGCGGGGUUUGUAUUGCAGUGAAGAAGCUUGAGACUCUGGGUAGGAUCAGAAGCCAAGAUGAAUUUGAGCAAGAAAUUGGACGGUUAGGUAACCUUCGACAUCCCAAUUUGGUUGCAUUUCAAGGGUAUUACUGGUCUUCAACAAUGCAGUUAAUUUUGUCUGAAUUUAUUCCUAAUGGUAAUCUAUAUGACAAUCUGCAUGGGCUUAAUUAUCCGGGAACCAGUACUGGUGUUGGGAACAGAGAAUUAAACUGGCCCAGGAGGUUUCAAAUUGCUCUCUUAACAGCUAGGGCUCUUUCUUAUCUUCACCAUGACUGUAGGCCUCCAAUUCUCCAUCUCAACAUCAAAUCCACUAACAUACUAUUAGAUGAAAAUUACGAGGCCAAGUUGUCUGAUUAUGGGUUGGGGAAGUUGCUCCCCAUUUUGGACAAUUAUGGUUUAACAAAAUUCCACAAUGCAGUAGGGUAUGUUGCACCAGAGUUGGCUCAGAGUCUAAGAUUAAGUGAUAAAUGUGACGUGUAUAGUUUUGGAGUGAUUCUUUUGGAGCUGGUUACUGGGAGGAAACCGGUGGAGAGUCCUACAGCAAAUGAGGUGGUGGUUCUGUGUGAAUAUGUUCGCGGGUUGUUGGAGACCGGCUCUGCUUCAGAUUGCUUUGAUAGAAGUUUGCGAGGUUUUUCAGAGAAUGAGUUGAUUCAAGUCAUGAAGUUAGGAUUGAUUUGCACAUCUGAGGUUCCUUCAAGAAGACCUAGCAUGGCUGAGGUUGUUCAGGUCCUCGAGUCUAUAAGGUCUGGAGUAGAAUCAUCGUAGAUUUUCGAGUUGCAUUAGAUGGUUUUCUUGGACCAGCACUUAUAAUAAUAAUAAUAAUAAAAAAGUGGCAGCCUUGCUGGAAGAUGGUGUGACUCAUUGUGCAGAGACAAGGGAGUUGGAUAUUAGGGGAAAAAAAAUAGAAAUCAUUCUUUUGUAUUCAUUUUGAGAUUAAAAGAGUAAAUUGUUCCUGACAUUUGCAACAUUUUGCAAUAAAAUGAUUCAUUUAUUGUCUCGA